This is a messenger RNA of Necator americanus (New World hookworm), 216 nucleotides long. RefSeq lists its product as uncharacterized. The coding region runs from base 1 to 216 and encodes 71 amino acids. The record is from RefSeq and is a predicted model, not a curated record. Lineage: Eukaryota; Metazoa; Nematoda; Chromadorea; Rhabditida; Ancylostomatidae. The transcript has a single exon.
AUGCGACAAACGAUAGUUCAGUGUCCUGCCGAUAUCAUUCUAGCACCAUCAGGACGCCACCUGACCGAUCUCGAGUACAUUGACGAUGUUGCUAUAUUCGCGGAAAGCAGUACGAAACUUCAACAUGUUGUCAACUUUGUAUCGAAGUUGGCUGCAGCCUAUGGACUACGUCUACGCCCUGAUAAAUGCAAGCAGAUGUGGAUCUCUUCGACCUAG